AGGCAUAGCGUCCAAGUACUGAAGUAGCUUGUUCCGGACCCGGAACUUGUAUGAUUUUGUGAGACUUCUGUUUAAACUGUACAACACAUACUUUGUAAACGUAUUUCAUGGCAUGACUUAAACAUACAUGCAUUAACAAUAUGGCUGAGGGUGGUAUAAAUGGUGGAGUGGAACAUCAAGUUGGAUCAGACACCUCCCCGAUAACUUUCAAGGAUUUGGGGAUUCCGGACGCAGGAGAUACACGACUUCCUGACGCACCAUUUGGUCUUGGCAAGAGAAGGACUUUGAGUGACCUACAGAAGAAGGAGUAUGUGUUUAUACUGCUGGCCGGUCUUUCCUUACUGGCUACACUGGUACUCACCAUCUGGAAGCUGAUCAUUUUACCUAAGAGCUCCAAUGAUUUCUCUUUUGCUUUAGUAUUGCUAUUAAGUACAGUGUUCUGUCUGUGGUACCUGAUCGAAGGCAUCAUGUUGGAGCGCCCGUAUGAAAUCCUUGUUCUCUCCAUCUCUACAGUCAUUGUCUGGCUGUACAUCAUCUUGAACUUUUCCCUGGGGAGAAGGGAUCCUGUCAAAAUGGUUCGACUCAUCAUUACUUCUGUACUUAGUCCAUUUAUGAUAGUGCUAGCCAUUCUCAUAGCUAAACACUAUUUUGAUUCCGGACGUUUGAUUUUCCGUACUGUGGGAGCUCAGACGUUGAUGCAGCGAAUGUGUUGGACUAUAUUUGGUUACUUUGGGAUGCUGAAAUUUGACCUACAGCUCAGUCUUUCCAUGGUGAUCCUGAUCUUGACCACUGGUGAGACUGUGGGGGAUCUGGAACUGAUCAUUAUAGUCCUUGGUACUGUCAUCGUCCUUGGAUGUACUGUGAUUGGAUAUCUUGGCGUACGUCAAGAAAACAAGAUUUUGACGAUCAUCUAUUCAGUUACCCUAAUAAUUCAGCCAAGCUAUGUGAUCUACAAAGUUGUGGAGUCUAUUUUGAAGUUCAGUCCUUCGACAGACAACCUUGCUGUACCCACCAUUGUUUGUGGAGCGGUUUCCUUGGUGGUCCGUUGCAUCAUGAUCACCUAUUUUGUAAAGUCAUGGCUGAACUACGGAAAGGGGCUAAAGGAAAAAGUAUUUGGUGGAAAUCCGACAGAUGCAGAAUCCAAUCAAAACAAUGUACAUGUCCAAACCUAAGGAACAGUGUGUUGUGAUGAACGGUGUGUAGUGAGGAACAGUGUGUAGUGAGGAACAGUGUGUAGUGAGGAACGGUGUGUAGUGAGGAACGGUGUGUAGUGAGGAACAGUGUGUAGUGAGGAAGUGUGUAGUGAGGAACGGUGUGUAGUGAGGAACAGAGUGUAGUGAGGAACAGUGUGUAGUGAGGAACAGUGUGUAGUGAGGUACAGUGUGUAGUGAGGGAACAGUGUGUAGUGAGGAACAGUGUGUAGUGAGGAACAGUGUGUAGUGAGGAACAGUGUGUAGUGAGGGACAGUGUGUAGUGAGGAACAGUGUGUACUGAGGGACAGUGUGUAGUGAGGAACAGUGUGUACUGAGGAACAGUGUGUAGUGAGGAACGGUGUGUAGUGAGGAACGGUGUGUAGUGAGGAACAGUGUGUAGUGAGGAACAGUGUGUAGUGAGGAACAGUGUGUACUGAGGAACGGUGUGUAGUGAGGAACGGUGUGUACUGAGGAACAGUGUGUAGUGAGGAACAGUGUGUAGUGAGGAACAGUGUGUAGUGAUGAACAGUGUGUAGUGAGGAACAGUGUGUAGUGAGGAACGGUGUGUAGUGAGGAACGGUGUGUAGUGAGGAACGGUGUGUAGUGAGGAACAGUGUGUAGUGAUGAACGGUGUGUAGUGAGGAACGGUGUGUAGUGAGGAACGGUGUGUACUGAGGAACAGUGUGUAGUGAGGAACAGUGUGUAGUGAGGAACAGAGUGUAGUGAGGAACAGUGUGUAGUGAGGAACAGUGUGUAGUGAGGAACAGAGUGUAGUGAGGAACGGUGUGUAGUGAGGGACAGUGUGUAGUGAGGAACAGAGUGUAGUGAGGAACAGUGUGUAGUGAGGAACGGUGUGUAGUGAGGAACAGUGUGUAGUGAGGAACGGUGUGAACAGUGUGUAGUGAGGAACGGUGUGUAGUGAGGAACAGUGUGUAGUGAGGAACAGAGUGUAGUGAGGAACAGUGUGUACAGUGUGUAUAACUGAACUAUCAGUAUACAAUGGUACAAUGCCCUUGCGAAUCUUUGAAUUAAGAUUUUUAUCUAUUUGUUUUAAACAUAUUUUUACAUGACAACACACAAAUGGUCAUUUUUAUCAGAUUUAUUUCUGCCAUUAUUCGGUUUUUAAUUUUACCUUCAAUUUUUUGUUUUCCUAUGUUUGUAAAAAAAAUUCAAAUGGCAUUUAAAGUUGUGUCCAGAAACCAAAACAAGUUAAUUUGGAUAUGUAUUAAUGCAGACAUUGAACUCCUUAUAUCUUAUACUUCAAUUAGAUCAGAAUCUAAAUGUAUAUUUGUACAUAUGUACAUUGUAUGUAUUUUAUAAUAUUUUCAACCAGUGUAGGCAGAACACUGUUUAUAUCAUUGUAACACAGGGUGUAUCUUUGGUGAUGUUGAACAGCACUUAAAACAUAGUUAGACAUGUUAUGUCAAUGGAGAUAUUUUUCUACGGUAAACAUAGUUUGACACGUUAUGUCAAUUGAGAUGUUCUAAGACAGUAAUGUGAUCGACACUUUAUGUCAAUGGAGAUGCUGUACAGCAGUAAUGUAAUUAACACGUUAUGUCAAUGGAGAUGUUUGUACAACAGUUAUGUGAUAGACACGUUUUGUCAAUGGAGAUGUUUGUACAACAGUUAUGUGAUAGACAAGUUAUGUCAAUGGAGGUGUUUUAUGACGGUAAACAUAGUUAGACAUGUUAUGUCAAUGGAGAUGUUUUAUGACAGUAAACAUAGUUAGACCUGUUAUGUCAAUAGAGAUGUUCUACAGCAGUAAUGUAAUUAACACAUUAUGUCAAUGGAGAUGUUCUACAACUGUAAUGUAAUUAACACAUUAUGUCAAUGGAGAUGUUCUACAACUGUAAUGUAAUAGACACUAACUUUUUUAUGGCAUUUUGUAAAUUUCAAUUUAUUUUGUUCCUGAAUUUUUAUAAUAAUGAAGUGUUGUUUAAUUUUAUACAUUGUACAAGUAACUGACAUUUUUUGUAAAAUUCAUGGAGUGUGUAUAAAUGUGAAGAUUGUAAUGUAUAUAUUUUUAUAAAUAUUCAUGAUACUGUG
This is a messenger RNA of Pecten maximus, 3239 nucleotides long. RefSeq lists its product as uncharacterized. The transcript has 8 exons. Bases 141 to 1172 code for a protein of 343 amino acids. The record is from RefSeq and is a predicted model, not a curated record. Lineage: Eukaryota; Metazoa; Mollusca; Bivalvia; Pectinida; Pectinidae.